Molecule: messenger RNA, 2750 nt
Organism: Oldenlandia corymbosa var. corymbosa
Lineage: Eukaryota; Viridiplantae; Streptophyta; Magnoliopsida; Gentianales; Rubiaceae
Source: the annotation of a GenBank genome assembly
AAAUAGGGGAGUCUAUUUCUAAAUGAUUGAAAGUGUAAGGCCAUAUUAACAAUAAUAAUUUUUAUUAUCUAAACCCUAUCCCUCUAUCUUGGCCGCCGAUGCUGCCUUCUCCUUCGUGACAUCUUCUCUCUCCUUCCGUCAUCUGAAGUCUGAACCGCUUCUCCUCUGCGUCUCUUUACCUUUUCCUGUAUUUCUUUCUUCUUCGCACCAGAAAAUUCUUCCCACGAAUAAAGAAAAUAGAUGGAAAAAACCCUCCAAAAUCCUCCCAACUGGAAGUCAAAGUGUCUUGACUGAUUUACUCAGAUCCGGCCGUGUUGUGUCGUGUCGACGGAGACAAGGAGAACUCAGGAAAAAUGGAAAAUGGGUUUGUUCUUGAACCUGAGAAUGGGCAUAUUACUAAUGGGAAUCGCUCGAAGUCCUCACCAGAGACUAUUCUUACAUAUAAGAGGAGAAAGCGUGCCUCGGAAUUCGAAUGGCCGAAAUCUCCUGGGAAUUCAGCCGCUCAAAUCAAAGAAAAGUCAACAAAAGGAUUGCCAGAUAUCGAUUCCAAUGAAUGUUCAUGUCAAGGUCAAGUUGCAGGGAAUGGAUCCAGUUUCAGCAUACCUGUUUCCGGAAAUUUCUCUCGCAAUUACUCAAGGGCUCUUGUUUUGGAGCAAAUGUGCAAUUCUAUGGACGUUAAAGGUGGUUUAAUGGAAUUUAUUCAGGAUUCACUUCUUUUACCUACAGAAAAUGGUCACAUCUCCCGAUCCAAGGAUGACGAAGGAAGGAACUGCACCUCAACUUCUGGCCCAUCGGUUGCUGGCAUUCAGAAUGCUGUUAGGAGCAUGGAGGGUGGGAUGUUGAACACUUCUAUGAAUAAUGCUGACCGUAGGAAAGUGGCAGAUCUGUGCAAGCGGACAUUUUGCGAUGUCAUUAUGUCUGAAAAGUUUGCUCUUCUAUGCAAUGUCCUCCUUGAAAAUUUUCAUGGAAUUAAAGCCGACAAACUUCUUGAUAUUGGCUUUAUAAACUCAAGAAUGAAGGAAGGAGUAUAUGAAAAAUCACCUGGGCGCUUUCUCUCAGACUUUCAGCAGGUCUGGAUCAAGCUUCAGAAGUUUGGUGCUGAGAUUGUCACUCUUUCGAAGAAUCUUUCUGAGAAGUCAAGGGCUUCCUAUCGCGAGCAGAUUGAGGGCUUGUUUCAUGGUUUUUCUUCUGAUGGCCUCUGUGAGUUUGCUACUGAAAAUUCUGAUAUGCAUGCGAAAAUGGAGCAAUCAGAGGCUUGUGGUAUAUAUAAAGUUUGCACCUGCAAACAAUGUGGAGGCAAAGCAGAUGGCAAAGAUUUUCUUGUCUGUGAUUCUUGUGAGGAAAUGUAUCAUAUUUUCUGCAUUAAACCAGCUGUAACAGAAAUUCCCUUGAGAAGUUGGUACUGUGCCAGCUGUACGGCAAAGGGGGUUGCAUCGCCACAUGACAACUGUGUAGUUUGUGAGAGGUUGACUACCUCCAGGUCUCUGAUCCACGACGAAGUUGAUGAACUUAGCAAUACCGAUACAGUUAUGGAUCUUGAUGAGAGUUCAACUGACUUUGCAGAUGAUGAUAUUCGUUCACCUGCAGGUAAUUACUGCAACAUAUGUAAAAGUGAGACAAGGAAUGGUCAGAAGCUUAGAAUCUGUGGUCAUGAUUUCUGCCCUCACAAGUUCUACCAUGCAAAAUGUCUGACAAGUAAGCAAUUGGAUUCUUAUGGCCCUCGCUGGUAUUGUCCGUCGUGUCUGUGUAGAGUUUGCCAUGCUGAUCGUGAUGAUGAUAAGAUUGUCUUGUGUGAUAGCUGUGAUUAUGCAUAUCACAUCUAUUGUAUGGAACCACCUCGCACCAUGAUUCCUAAGGGUAAAUGGUUUUGCAGCAGAUGUGAUGCAGAAAUCAGAUCCAUACUUAAGGCUAAAAGGGCUUAUGAGAAUAUGCAAAGUAAUCGCGGAAAAAGAUCUGGGGAGGAGGGAAAGGCUUUUGAAAAGGACCUCAUGAGUGAGAAAGGGAAGAAGCAUGAAGAAAUUAAGAAAUCUGGGGGUGUCGACAUGCUUUUGAAUGCUGCUAUAACUCUUAACUAUGAGGAGAAUCUGGCCACAAGAAGGGCAAGGAGCUCACAUAAUUUGACGUGUUGACUGUUCUGAGGAAUAUAGUUCAUCUGACUGAAGUUUAUAUACAUAGGUUCCUUUUACUACAGAGACAUGUUUCGCAGUUCUGCUGCAUUUUGUAAGGAUCACUAAUGUUUAGCCUAGAUUGUAAACUUAGUAGGCUUAGAAGAUUCUGGGGCUGGGAGGCGGGCUCUGGGCGUGAUUCUUCUUCGAUGUAAAUCUUGGAUUUGCUUGCAGCUUGUAGUGGUAGAUUGUUUGCCUCCCCUGUAGAUGCGAAUUUCAGGGUAAUCUUUUCAGUAUAUGGUAUUCCAAGCGCAUUCCCGCUUUUGUCUUUAGGUGCCAUUUGCUGCCCAUUUUUUUUUUUUUUUUUUUGUCUAGAACAGUAAUUGUGAAAUUGUAAGGAUUAUUAUCACUUCCCAGAAUUCUCUUCGCCUUUUGUGAACUCACACCGAUGUCCUACCCGGAAAAGAUACCAUUUCGCUGAUUCUAACGUGUUGAAUCCCUUACCAAAUGGAAAAAGGAAGACCAAUAGUAGCAGGAUACCCAAAUUACAAGAUCAAUUGCAGCUUUGACAAUUUUAUUAUUAUUAUUAUUAUUUGGAGUCAAAAGUUUCUGAUAUUGUUUGUGUUCUUUGCUGAAGAAUUUUAG